CCAAUAUGUCUUCCAACGCCGCCAACUCAAACACCCUGACCGACAUGAAGGAGGCAGCCACCAGCGCCAUGAACACCGUCAGCGAUACCGUCAGCCAAGCCGUGUACGGAGAGAAGUCUACCAGCCAAAAGGCCGCAGACUCUGUUGAUCGCGCAGGAGAUACGGCAGGUCACAAGGCCGAGAAAGCCAGCAAUACCGCCAACAGCGCCAUCAAUGACAUGAAGAACUAAAUGAACUGCCAUUUGUGAAGAAGUUCAAAGUUCGACUAGCUAUAUUACCACCUCCACUGAGGCGUUAUAGAGUUGUGUGAACAGCCCCUGCCACUUCCGAGUGCGGGCAACAGCUGCAUCUGAAUUUGACUUGCUCUUAAAUACAUUGCAACAUGCUGUCCACGAGCAUUCAAUUGUAUAGUGAUCUAAUUAAGCAGAAGAGACGAGUCUACGACAUUGAUUCUUUUCAUCAAGACUACCUUUCGAACUUGGAAAUGAGACUUGAAAACAAUGCCGAUAAAUAGUAGUAUGGCUAGCAACACUUUUAGAACAAAUAAAUGAAAGUAUUUAUCAGCA
Messenger RNA from Sphaeroforma arctica JP610, 566 nucleotides. RefSeq lists its product as hypothetical. Bases 6 to 230 code for a protein of 74 amino acids. The transcript has a single exon. The record is from RefSeq and is a predicted model, not a curated record. Lineage: Eukaryota; Ichthyosporea; Ichthyophonida.